UGAUGUACAAGAAAUACAUCGCAUUACCGAACGAUCCCUCUGAAGCUUCUGUAUACACCGAGUAUACGGCUCUCGGUAGGGGAGAGACGCAGGAUGGGGACUCGUCCCCCCUGGUCACAUACCGGCCGCCGUUGAGCCCUACCAAUGGCCGUACAGAGGAAGAAGAUACGGAAGAAACUCAAAGACCACAACAGCAACAACAGCCAAAUGAAAGUGUAGAGGCUGGAGACGUUCCGCAAGACCCCAGUCCUCCACCGUUCGACGAAACGCUACCCUUUGGACUUUACCCAAACUUUGUAACAUCUCUUGUAGGUUUUGGAACGCUAUUGCUCUUUUGGCCACUCGCACUUCUCGACUUGCUCUCCUCAAGUUCGACAUCCUCCGUUGCAGUAGCCGUCGCCCGUGGUACAUCCUUCCUUGACAAGUACGAAAUCAUACUCUCCAUCGCUCUUAUCGCGUCUGCGGGACUGGUUUGGAACGGAGGAUACCUGAUCCUUUUGGCUCUAUGGGGCCCCGUCUUGUCUUCGGUUGGUAACUUGCUGACCAUCGUCCUCAUGCUACUAGUCGAGAUUCUCAUCUUAAAUGCACCUAUACCAUCUGGGUGGAGCAUCUUGGGAUGCGGUAUGAUCGCGAGCGGGUUCGGAAUGCUCGUUUGGGAGAUCCUGCGACCCAACCAAUCCGAACAACACCAUAUUCAUGUUUGA
Acaulospora colombiana is the source of this 704-nucleotide messenger RNA. Lineage: Eukaryota; Fungi; Glomeromycota; Glomeromycetes; Diversisporales; Acaulosporaceae. The record is from the annotation of a GenBank genome assembly.